Messenger RNA from Racocetra fulgida, 234 nucleotides. The record is from the annotation of a GenBank genome assembly. Lineage: Eukaryota; Fungi; Glomeromycota; Glomeromycetes; Diversisporales; Gigasporaceae.
CUUACAAAAGAGAAAAAUUUAAAAAGACCUUUGUAUGAUCUUAUUUGCCAAUGGAUAGUUGAAGCGUGGAAUGAUAUUUCGGUUGAUAUAGCCAUUAAUUUAUUUAAAAAAUGUGGUAUUCCUAAUUGUAUCAAAGAGUUAGAAAAACAAGUGAUAGUUUCAGCUAAGGAUAUAGAAAACCUUCCAAUUUCAAUUGUUUACAUAGAAAAUUCAGAGAAUUUGCCUAAGCACUAG